This is a messenger RNA of Monoraphidium neglectum, 1737 nucleotides long. RefSeq lists its product as hypothetical. The record is from RefSeq and is a predicted model, not a curated record. The transcript has 6 exons. Gene Ontology annotation, biological process: cellular response to ionizing radiation; DNA replication checkpoint signaling; DNA repair. NCBI's taxonomy places the organism in Eukaryota, Viridiplantae, Chlorophyta, Chlorophyceae, Sphaeropleales, Selenastraceae. Bases 1 to 1737 code for a protein of 578 amino acids. Gene Ontology annotation, cellular component: checkpoint clamp complex.
AUGAAAUCAUGUGAAGAGCUGCUGGGCUCCUUCCAGUCCACCCUGGAUGAGAUCACCAUCAUAGCCCUGCCCCAGGACGACACGGCACCGGGGCCGGGGGGCGCCGCCAGCGACCAGCGGGGCCCAGGCGGCGGGCCCCUGCCGGCGCGCACCGGGGUGCCGUCGGCGGCGUUCAGCGGGGGCGGCGGGCCCGGGCGGGGCGGAGGGAUGGGGGGUGGCGGCGGCGGCAAGGCUGUGCGAAUUCAGAGCUUUGUGGACCCCGCCAAGGGCGCCAGCUCCAGCUCCCUUCGCACCCAGCUGGACGUUGACACGGGCGGCCUGUUCCUGGCCUACAGCCACGCCUCUGGUGGCGCCUCUGACGCCACAUUCAACCUCAAGGACCUCAGGGCUCUUCUAGGCCUGUGUGAGGCCAUGGGUGCCGAGAUCACGCUGCGCUUCGACGGCCCGGGGGCGCCCCUGCAUGCGGAGCCACACUUCAGGGGCGCAGGGGACGCGGUGGGUGGGGGCGCGGAUGUGGACUACACGGCUGAGCUGGUGCUGGCCACCCUCAUGGAGUCGGCACUGCCACCAGACCUGCAGGCAGCACGCGGCGGGGGUGGGGGCGCGGGGGGCGCGGGCGCACCCUCCCAGGCCGCCCCCGGCGGGCAGCACGAGCACGCCGGCGGCGGCGGCGCAGGUGCGGCUGGCGGCCCCGGAGCGGCCGGGCGCGGCGGCGGCGCGGAGGAGACGCCGGCGCCGGGCGCGUGGCGGGCUGGGGCGGGGGCGGCGGCGCCGACGCCGAGCGGUGUGCCCGGGGACACGCCCUGGGGCCGCACGGGAGGCACGGGUGCGCGGGCGCCGCCCACCACCGCUACCAGCAACCGGAUGGAGGCCAUGAUCCGGUUCAGGCAGCAGCAGCAACAGCAACAGCAGCCCACGGGGCCCUCGCAGCAGCAGCAGCAGCAGCAGCAACAGCAGCAGCAGCAGCAGCGCGUCCCGCCGCCGGCACGCGCACCGUCGGGCGGUGCGGCCCCCGCCCCGUCCGCCGACGCGCCGCCUCUGCCGCCCCCGCAGCAGCGCGUGAGCCGAAUGCAGCGGCUGCGGCAGCGGAUGGAGGAGGAGGAGCGCGCCGCGGAGGAGCAGGGGCGGCGGGGAGCAUACUCCCGAUACAGCAUCCCGGGGCGCUCCGCCGCCACCGCCAGCGGGGCUGGCGGCGGCGGGAGCGGCAGCGGCGGCGGCGAUGACGCUACAGGCGGGCUCGAUGGGCGGCCUGCUGGCAGCUUUGCCAGCGCUGGGCUUGCGGCUGGCGCUGAUCCGCAGCAGGAGCAGCAGCCGGCGGCCAGGGGGGCGAGUGGGCCGGCCUCGUGGCGGCAGAACGCAGUGCCACCUGGCGCAGGCGGCGGCAGCCCGGAGGAUCCCGAGGCCCUCCCUCCCCAGCGCACCUCGGCGCACGCCUCGCGCUCCGCAGCCGCUUCCGUAGGAGGCAGUGGCGGCGGCCAGCAGCAACGCCCGCAGCAGCAGCAGCAGCAGCAGCAGCAGCAGCAGCAGCAGCAGCAGCAGCAGCAGCAGGACGGGGAGUACCCGCCUGCAGCCUGGCUGCCUAGCAUCAACACUGCUGUCCAGCAGCGGCAGCUAGUCCAGCAGCACCAGGAGCAGCAGCAGCAGCAUGACCUGAUGGCGGUUGGGGGUGAUGACGAGGACGAGGAGCUGCCAGAGACGCCCCCUGGUGAUGCAGCCGGCGAUGAUGGUAUGCUGUGA